GGGAAAGUGUCCGGACUGGAAGGGGGUGAAAGUGUCCGGACUGGAAGGGGGGGAAGUGUCCGGACUGGAAGGGGGGGGAAGUGUCCGGACUGGAAGGGGGGGAGAGUGUCCGGACUGGAAGGGGGGGAGAGUGUCCGGACUGGAAGGGGGGGAAAGUGUCCGGACUGGAAGGUGGGGAAAGCGUCCGGACUGGAAGGGGGUGAAAGUGUCCGGACUGGAAGGGGGGGAAAGUGUCCGGACUGGAAGGGGGUGAAAGUGUCCGGACUGGAAGGGGGUGAAAGUGUCCGGACUGGAAGG
Molecule: messenger RNA, 297 nt
Organism: Staurois parvus
Lineage: Eukaryota; Metazoa; Chordata; Amphibia; Anura; Ranidae
Source: the annotation of a GenBank genome assembly